AUGUACGGCCUGAUUAGUAUACAUCUAUCUAUCUAUCUAUUUAUCUAUCUAUCUAUCUAUAUAUAUAAUAUAUGUAUUUUCCAUCGUUUAAUAUCUAUCUAUCUAUCUAUCUAUCUAUCUAUCUAUCUAUCUAUCUAUCACAGUCUGUUCACGUCUAUCUAUCUAUCUAUCUAUCUCAGCCCUCUCAUAUCUAUCUAUCUAUUACAGUCUAUUCACAUCUAUCUAUUUAUCACAGUCUGUUCACAUCUAUCUAUCUAUCUAUCUAUCUAUCUAUCUAUCUAUCUAUCUAUCUAUCUAUCUAUCACAGUCUGUUCACAUCUAUCUAUCUAUCUAUCUCAGCCCUCUCAUAUCUAUCUAUUACAGUCUAUUCGCAUCUAUCUAUUUAUCAGUCUGUUCACAUCUAUCUAUCUAUCUAGCUUGCUCAUCUGUUCAUUCUAUCUAUCUAUCUAUCUAUCUAUCUAUCUAUCUAUCUAUCUAUCUAUCUGUCUAUCUGUCUCAGCCCUCUCAUAUCAUCUAUCUAUCUAUCUAUCUAUCUAUCUAUCUAUCUAUCUAUCUAUCUAUCUAUCUCAGCCCUUUCAUAUCUAUCUCUCUAUCUAUCUAUCUAUCUAUCUAUCUAUCUAUGAAAACAAUGUCCUUAUUUCAAAGAGGUCGAACUCUGUGAUUUAA
This is a messenger RNA of Acanthosepion pharaonis, 666 nucleotides long. NCBI's taxonomy places the organism in Eukaryota, Metazoa, Mollusca, Cephalopoda, Sepiida, Sepiidae. The record is from the annotation of a GenBank genome assembly.